ACUCGCACAGAACAGUUAGCAUAGAUGAUCCAGUGUCCCGAAUGAGCAGAUUAGGCAUAGGAAAACGUUCAGAGCUGACUUUUGUCCUCCUUAGCUGACUAUUGGUUGUGUUUAGAAUGUCCGGGUUUCAGGAUAUCUCAGACAUCCAGCAGCUUAUAGUGAGAAAAGAAGAGGUUGUCCCUGAGCAACGGGAGAGGAUCUCCUAUGUGAACCAGGAGGAGUCACCAGAACCAGCACACAUUAAAGAGGAACAGGAGGAACUGUGGAUUAGUCAGGAGAGAGAACAGCUUCAAGGAGCAGAGGAGGCUAAUAUCAACGGUUUCACAUUCAAUCCUGUCCUUGUGAAAAGUGAAGAAGAGGAUGGUGAUGAACCUCAGACCUCAAAACACACAGACACAGAGCAUUUGAAAACAGAAUCUGAUGAAGAGGACUGUGGAGAAUCAGAAGCUGACAGAAACUUUAAUCCAGACAGAUAUUUGCAUCCGGUUACUCCUGAAGAGACUUCACACUUUUCUGGAUCUGACACUGAUGAUAGUGGUGAUUGGGAGGAGAGUGAUGAACCUCAUGAAGGUUCAAACCCUCUGCAAAAGAAACACGUAGCUGUAAGUGGUAUGAAAUGUAACGCUGGAAAUGCAUCAGUUGGCUCCUCCAAAUGUGCUCCAAGCUUUGGAGGGAUCCAAACAGGAGAUAAACCAUUUAGUUGCUCAGUUUGUGGCAAGAGUUACCCCAGCAAGAGAAAUUUACAAAUCCACCUGCGACGUCAUUCUGGAGAAAAACCUUUCAGCUGCUCAGUUUGUAAGAAAAAUUUUAUAUGGAGAGCAGAGAUGGUGACGCACAUGAGAGUCCACACAGGAGAAAAACCAUUCAGCUGCUCAGUUUGUGGAAAAAAAUUUGCUCUUCAUGUUAAUCUAGUGCAACAUUCUCUUGUCCACACAGGAGAGAAACCAUUUAGAUGUUCCAUUUGUGGUAAAAGUUUUUCUCAACAUACAAAUCUGAAGCAACACUCGACUGUCCACACAGGAGAGAAACUGUUUAAUUGUUCAGUUUGUGGCAAAAGUUUCACAAACCAUGGAAAUCUUAAAAAACACUCCGUUAUCCACACAGGAGAGAAACCAUUUAGUUGCAGUGUUUGUGAUAGAAAAUUUACUCAGGCAGUGUCAGUCAAAAGACACAAGUGCAUUGACUGGGAAGAUGAGUAACAGUAAAUGAAAUCUAAAUGUGUUUGCCAAAUUUGAACUUUAAAAUACACAGGCAAAGAACAUUUGUCUAUAUUACAGCAUAUAAAAUUUAAAAAUGUGAUUUAAAAAUGAAACAACUUUGCUUUUUUCCAACAACAUCAUUUCCUUUUAGUUAAUGGGUUCUUCCAGUGUUAAACAAAUCUCCUCAUACACUCAAUGGACAAAAGUAUUUGACCAACUGAUCAUUACACCAGCAGGGACUGUAAUGGCAUUGUAUCCAUCUUGAAAUAAUUUUGGAGUUUUUCCGGGGGAAUAUGUGCACAUUCAUUCUGUAGAGCAUUUAUGAGGUUGGAUGAAAAGUCAUGGCUGUCAAUUUCAACUUUAUCCCAACGGUGGUCAGGACUCUGUGCAGGACAGUCAAGUUCUUCCACACAGAACUCAUCAAACUAUGUCUUUAUAGUCCUUGCUCUGUGCACUGGGACACAAUCAUGUUGUAAUAGAAAAGAGUCUUCCUCAAACUGUUGCCACAAAGUUGGAGGCAAAGCAUUGUCCAGAUACUAUAAGUGUGGCCAAAUACUUCCACAUAGUGUAUUUUACACAUUUGGCUGAACUUUUUCACAAGUUUCGGCAUGUCCAUACUCAGCUGCUACAGUUUUUCCUUCUGUCAUUAUUCCUAAUAUUGAUCUCCUUUUUUUUAUUUUUUUGCUAUAAUAGUCUUAUAGCUUUAACACAGCACUUUUUGAUUUAUCAGUAGAUUUUUUUUUCUCUUUUUGCUUUACUAAUUUACAAAAAUCACUCUUUAAAGGACUUCAAAUGGACUUCAAGAAUACGAACAUUGUCAGAGUGAAAGUAAGAGUCUAAUAAAUGUAUUAAAAUCAUA
Messenger RNA from Cheilinus undulatus (humphead wrasse), 2058 nucleotides. RefSeq names its product gastrula zinc finger protein XlCGF48.2-like. Gene Ontology annotation, cellular component: nucleus. The transcript has 2 exons. Lineage: Eukaryota; Metazoa; Chordata; Actinopteri; Labriformes; Labridae. Gene Ontology annotation, biological process: regulation of transcription by RNA polymerase II. Gene Ontology annotation, molecular function: RNA polymerase II cis-regulatory region sequence-specific DNA binding; DNA-binding transcription factor activity, RNA polymerase II-specific. The record is from RefSeq and is a predicted model, not a curated record. The coding region runs from base 117 to 1199 and encodes 360 amino acids.